Peronospora matthiolae is the source of this 1644-nucleotide messenger RNA. The record is from the annotation of a GenBank genome assembly. Lineage: Eukaryota; Oomycota; Peronosporomycetes; Peronosporales; Peronosporaceae.
AUGGCUACAAACCGCUCGAUCUUGAUUCUCCUAUCCACCUAUCUGCCGAUGGCUACAGACGUUUGCCACCGUCCUUUUGCAGCUGUCACCACAUGGCUACAGCCGGUUUCCUGUAACGCUGUGACGUGUGAGAAAAAAACGCCUCCCCGAACAGUCGCGAGACGUCGUUUAGCUCACUACCAAAGUGUCUCGCACACUCGAGAUCAAGAGACUGAAGUCAUGAUGCCAGGACAGAAACCGCCUCGAGCUUCAGCUGUUGGGGUCCAGCGCCAAUGGGCGACCGAGGGAAGUGCCUGUGCUGGAGCCUUGUACGACAAGUCGGACACGUGGCUGCAAGAAGAGCACGGACGCUUUAUGCAAGCGCUGGAGCUCUACGGCUCGAGACAAGAUGGGGACGAGUGGAUGCACAUUACCGACUUUGUCGGCUCCCGCACGCUGGCUGAAGUGCGGCUUCACGGUCGACAGUAUCUCCAGCAACUGGUUCGACAGCUACCGCCUUCGCCGUCUUUGACGCGCCAUUCUUUAGCCACUACUGGCAGGCCACAGGAUUCCAGUCGACUGACGGGUGAAGCACGACGGAGUGUGGACUUGCAUAAAGUGAGAGGCGACUCGAGAAAGCGAGGGAUGUUGCAGCCGGAAGUUUCGGGGGGAAGUGCUCUGAGUGCAGCAGCUCUAGAGUGUGCGCAAGCGCUAACGGGACAGACGUUAGGCCAAGCUCGCAGCCAGCCGCUGCAGCUGUUAGAGCAGUCGAAUCAGCCACGGAUCGCUGGUUUACGCCGAAAUGGACUGAAGACGUCGACAGCGUGGACGUUUAAAGAAGACAAGACGUUCGAGGUAGCACUUGCAGGUUGGGCUGGAAGCGAAGCGUACCCGUGGACGGAAAUUGCAGCGACUGUACCGGGUAAGACGGUCAAGGAGGUGCGUCACCACUUCGAUGAGAUGGCACAUGAAGUUGACUCGAGUGAGACACCUGGCAAUGAAAACUCGGCUGUAAGCGACCGUGUGGUCGUGCACCAACAGGGACGUAGCUCGCUGAGUCAACGCACGGUUCCUCCACCGCCUAUUGAAGUCCCGCCUAGAAGUUCAGGCAAAGAUGCAACCUUAGAGAUCUUCCGAUCAGGAACGGGGUCACGAACCCGAAGAGGCUCUGCAAGCUCGAUCGGUAUGCUCAGUCCAACCUUCAUUGACAUGUUGGCGAACGGCGCAGAAAGCGACGAGAAGGUGUUGCUGCCAGCUUUGCCGUUCUCGACGUUGCCAUCUCCAUUGUUUUCACCGACGCUGCUGCCAUUGGGGUCACCCAAUUUCUUCAGUCCUGGCCACAAGAAGUCGAUGAUACGUAGCCAGCACGACAAGAAGCUUUCGAUUGCAGACCGCUCGAGUGACGUUGACAUGACGACUGCCGAUGUCGAAAUGACUGCAAUGGUGACGACGACACAUGAAGAUCCGCGACACUUUUCCACGCCGCGGAUAUGGAAUGACUUUCUAGCGGAUGUCUUCAAGUUUGACGAGUCUCUUGGGUUCACACCAUUGCAUGGCCGAAGAAGGACUCCACGUUUCAAGACACCACCAAGUUUUGACAAGAGGUUGACGGGAACAGAUGAGCAAGAUGUGGAAAUGACCGAUGCUUCAACAUCAAGCACGUGA